This is a messenger RNA of Phytophthora infestans T30-4, 396 nucleotides long. RefSeq lists its product as uncharacterized. The transcript has 3 exons. Gene Ontology annotation, molecular function: nucleic acid binding. The coding region runs from base 1 to 396 and encodes 131 amino acids. The record is from RefSeq and is a predicted model, not a curated record. Lineage: Eukaryota; Oomycota; Peronosporomycetes; Peronosporales; Peronosporaceae.
AUGCAUAUUAAAGACCAAGAUGUGCUCCGAUUCAUUGAGGAACAGCAUCAUGUCGACUGGAGCCAUCACAACCUUGUCUUCCUCGAUGAAGUGUCAUUUAAUAAUCGGGGGAUGAUCAGGAAGCUUAAUGGUCUAAUUGAUUGCUUUGACACUCAAGGCACGUUUGAUCGCGUUGAGUUUCUCAAGUGCUACCAGGACUUUGCGUAUACGAAACGCAAUUUUGUUUGUCAAUAUCCAGGAUCUCACUCCGUGUGGAUCCUUGAUGGUGCUUCCAUACACAGACACCCGGAGAUCGUGCACGUUUUAUGGAUCAUUGGUAUCGUGCCAAUAUUUCUGCCAGCAUACUGCCUGUUCUUCAACCCUAUCGAGUAUAUUGCAGACAUUUCAGCGAUUUAA